CUCCAUCGAAUUCGACAUCGACCGUGUCCGUGUCAGGCAACCCAGCGCCUUCUUUCGACCCAGCUCGACGACGCCCAUCCGCCUCAUUGCUCUCUUUCUCACGCGGGCCCCAUCUUUUCUUCAACGAAAUGCUGCACCGCUCGUUCCUACUCGUGGCCACUGUCCUCGUGUGUAUUCUACCAUCGACAACCGUCGCCCAUGGCGCGGCAGCCGGUGCUGUCGGCAUUCACGACGACAAGCACUGCCCCAUCUGCAACAUGUUUGUCAAAGAUGAAAACUUGACUUGGUUCACGGAACUCAAGAACGGUCAACGCAUCUACACGUGCGGCAUGACGAAUGGCACGCAGUUUGCGCGCGGCAAGAACUCUUUCUCCCACCCGUCGCUUGUUGGCGCCACCUUGGACUCCCUCAUCGUUCGCGACGGCACUGGAUGCAACAACACGUGUCCGGAAUGCGACGACUCGGCGCUGCCUGUAUUGGACCCCAUCACCGGCACCAAGAUCACGUCGGCCAAAUUCACGUACGCUUGCCUAAAGAAAGGCCAAAAGAUCUACUUUGAAUCCGAAACGUCCAAGGCCACGUUUCUCGAUGGCGCGUCCUCCAAAGCGUACUUUGGUGUGGCCGCGAUGACUUGCAACAGUGCCUCGUGCCCCGACAGCUUCCAGGAAGUGCCUGUGAUUUCUGUGACAACUCCCACGACGACCUCGUUGCGAACCAAUGACGCCGACUCACGUGCCGACGGCGGCGUCAGCGAACCAUUUUGCUCCGGCGCAUCUGCCAUGUUUUCCGGUUUCCAGUCCACGGUCCAUGGCACGUGCGUGAAGCUCCUAUUUCAACCUUGGGUGCUAAACAGUAAGCUCAAGUACGCUAUUGGGAUCGUCGGGGUCUUCUUGCUGCCCCUGCUCAACGAAGGGCUCGUCCAUGCCCGCGAGCACCUUCGCCACAUCUUUCGCAACCGUGCCAAGGCUUCGACCACCACCAUCGCGACGAAGCGGCUUCACAAACUGACGUUGACAGCGCUCUACAUGGCGCAGAUGACACUGGCAUACUUUGCCAUGCUGGUCGUGAUGACUUACGACUCGGGUCUGUUUGUGUCGCUGAUUGUGGGCUUUGGUGUGGGCUAUGCCUCGUUCAAGCAUGGGAAGCACUCGGCCAAUGUACUCCCCAUCGACGACAAUGUCUCGGCUAGCUCGUCCACGAACGAAGAUGCCGCCAUGGAUGGUCCGGCGGCGCCGUGGCGAUUUCAACGAAUGGACGACCUCGUGGUAUUGCAUGUGCCCGGGAUGAAAUGCGCUGCCAACUGCGGAUCCACCAUCCACCGGGCGUUGGACGGCAUCGUCGAUCUCGUGCACGUGGACAUGGUCGACAAGUGCGUGUAUGUCGCGCCUUCGUCUUCCUCUCAGUGCAACGCGGCGGAACUGGUGAAAAUCAUCGACAUGGCCGGGUUUGCCGCGACAGUCUUGCGAGCGCCAAAGGGCAUGACAAUUUAACUAACAUCUACGACACGUCUUGGCGGCGAACCAAGUGACAAAGUGGAGGCUGCAGUGCAAUAUUGUAGUACUAGCUUCCGCACGCAUUGGACGUCGCUCGAUCUCGUGGUGUGACGUUCUGCCAUCAUAGCGAGUAAGAUAUGGCUGCCGUGAUCCA
Molecule: messenger RNA, 1647 nt
Organism: Aphanomyces invadans
Lineage: Eukaryota; Oomycota; Saprolegniomycetes; Saprolegniales; Verrucalvaceae
Exons: 4
Coding region: 129-1490 (453 amino acids)
Biological process (GO): intracellular copper ion homeostasis; copper ion transmembrane transport
Cellular component (GO): plasma membrane
Molecular function (GO): copper ion transmembrane transporter activity; metal ion binding
Source: RefSeq, a predicted model, not a curated record